Molecule: messenger RNA, 2665 nt
Organism: Leucoraja erinaceus (little skate)
Lineage: Eukaryota; Metazoa; Chordata; Chondrichthyes; Rajiformes; Rajidae
Product: protein piccolo-like
Exons: 3
Coding region: 60-1568 (502 amino acids)
Biological process (GO): nucleosome assembly
Cellular component (GO): nucleosome
Molecular function (GO): DNA binding; structural constituent of chromatin; protein heterodimerization activity
Source: RefSeq, a predicted model, not a curated record
AGCCGGCUCCGUCAUUCCAGUGCCUCUAUUUCAGGCUGUAAUACAAGUGUUGAAACACAAUGGCCCGGACCAAGCAGACAGCGCGCAAAUCGACCGGAGGGAAAGCUCCUCGCAAACAACUGGCGACCAAAGCGGCGCGGAAGAGCGCUCCAGCCACGGGCGGAGUGAAGAAGCCUCACCGCUACCGGCCCGGCACCGUGGCUUUGCGGGAGAUCCGGCGCUACCAGAAAUCCACCGAGCUGCUCAUCCGUAAACUGCCCUUCCAGCGCCUGGUGCGUGAGAUCGCUCAGGACUUCAAGACAGACCUGCGCUUCCAGAGCUCGGCCGUCAUGGCCCUGCAGGAGGCCAGCGAGGCUUACCUGGUGGGGCUCUUUGAGGACACCAACCUGUGCGCCAUCCACGCCAAGCGAGUCACCAUCAUGCCCAAAGACAUCCAGCUGGCCCGCCGCAUCCGCGGGGAGCUCCUGACUGUGAGAGACAACUUGUGCAGAGUUGCUGAUAUGAGCGAGACCGCAGCCGCCGAAGCGGCUCCUCCGCCCGCCCAAACCAAGGCUCCCAGGAAGAAGGCGGCGGCCGCCCGGAAAAAGACCGCCGGUCCCAAGCUGGGAGAACGCAUCGACAAGAUUGUUGCGGAUUGCCACGAACGGCGAGGAAUGUCUCUGGUGGCGGUAUCGAAGGGACUGGCCGCCAGCGGUAUCGAUGUUGAAAAGUACCACAAGCUCAUCAAGGUGACCAUCAAGCGGAAAUUGGAAACCGGUUCCCUGGUUCAGACCAAGGGCAAGGGCGCCUCGGGCUCCUUCAAGGCCGCUGCGAAAGAAGGUGCCGUGAAAAUGGCAAAGAAAGCCAAGAAACCAGCGUCCAAGGUUUCGAAGACCAAAAAUCCGACCGUCAAAAAAACCCCGUCCAAGAAACCACCGGCAAAGAAAAUGUCCAAGAAAACUGUCAACAAGAAAUCUCCCGCCAAGAGAGUUGUGGUAAAGAAAUCUCCCGCCAAGAGAGUUGGAGCCAAGAAACCAACACCUAAGAGACCAGUGGCUAAGAAAUCAGCGGCCAAGAGCCCCAGGAAGGCCCCAGUCACUAAGGUGAAAGUGGUCAAGACGUCCAGAAAAGCGCCGAAGCCGAAACCAGCGGCAAAAGUCCUGAAGAAAACGAGCACAAUGGCCCGGACCAAGCAGACAGCGCGCAAAUCGACCGGAGGGAAAGCUCCUCGCAAACAACUGGCGACCAAAGCGGCGCGGAAGAGCGCUCCAGCCACGGGCGGAGUGAAGAAACCUCACCGCUACCGGCCCGGCACCGUGGCUUUGCGGGAGAUCCGGCGCUACCAGAAAUCCACCGAGCUGCUCAUCCGUAAACUGCCCUUCCAGCGCCUGGUGCGUGAGAUCGCUCAGGACUUCAAGACAGACCUGCGCUUCCAGAGCUCGGCCGUCAUGGCCCUGCAGGAGGCCAGCGAGGCUUACCUGGUGGGGCUCUUUGAGGACACCAACCUGUGCGCCAUCCACGCCAAGCGAGUCACCAUCAUGCCCAAAGACAUCCAGCUGGCCCGCCGCAUCCGUGGGGAGCGCGCUUAAACUCGGAACCAAGGACAACAAAAGGCUCUUUUAAGAGCCACCAACCCGGCUGUGGAAAGAGCUGUGUCCUCCUGUUCAUUGUCCUCUUACAUUACGGUCCCGGCAUUUCUUACCACAACUGGCACCGCAGUCACAGCUGCCGAGCGGAGUCUGACCCCACGGGCUCCAGUGUCCCGGACGGACCCGGUUACCAUGUGAAUCCCCUUGUGACGCGUUCUCGUCUCCCCAAGAACAAACUCCUUUAUUGAUCAGUUCCCCCGCGUCACACGUCAUUAUUCGGCCCUUCCACAGACACCGUGAGUUGUCCUGAAUUAAUGUCUGGGUCACUGGGUUGUUUUAUCCUUCACAUGCUGUACCCAGCUGUACAUUGUAUCUUUACAGUGGCGGCCCGGGCUAUCAGCGGGACUUUAUUUAGCAACGUUCCACGCUCGCUAUUACUGAGCGGAAUCUCACGCCGCUGAUCCAAUGUCUCGGGUAGAUCUGUUUAUGUUGUAAAUCUCAUAGCGACUAUGUGUACACGACCCGAGAAAACCGCGCCCGCUGUUUGCUCUUCGCCUCCUUUGUGAAGUACGCUGCUUUCACCGACAACAAAUGUCUGUAGUACGCACAGAAAUGGCGCGAAAAACAACUGUCGGCCUUGCAGUAAACCAGAAUUGUUCUGGUUUAUUUUCUAUAUCCUUACCUAGGAGAGUGAGCACGUCAUAUACCUUCCUCACCAGUGUAUUCCACAGGGCUGCAUCCUAUGUCAAACCCCAAUGUCUGUUCUUCAACAUUCCUUGUAAUCCCUCUGCUAUGUCCAGCCCCCCUACACCUCAAUACUCCUCCAGGAAGGUCGUGAGGCUCUCUGGUUUACCCUGAACACAGACCCAAUUAGUUUUCUCUAUUAUCCGCCUUAUCCAGUCCCUCCCGACCACCCUUUGAGACACCUCACACGUCCAACUCUUGAAUAACUUGCAAUUUCAAGGACCACAUUGGCUCAUCUAAAUUAUGUUUUAUUUUUAAUUGUCUACUGUAUAUUGUGUUGUUACUUGUGGGCAAAGCACCAAGGCAAAUUACUUGUAUGUAUACAUAAUACUUGGCUAAUAAAAUGUAUUAAA